Messenger RNA from Heterocephalus glaber (naked mole-rat), 2016 nucleotides. RefSeq names its product transmembrane protein 163 (gene Tmem163). Gene Ontology annotation, cellular component: synaptic vesicle membrane. The record is from RefSeq and is a predicted model, not a curated record. Gene Ontology annotation, molecular function: zinc ion binding. Lineage: Eukaryota; Metazoa; Chordata; Mammalia; Rodentia; Bathyergidae.
CUCCUCCAACGGCCGCGCCAGCCGAGCCGCGCCGGACCUGCCCCGGCCCCGCCCCCGUGCACCUCCACUCCACCGCGGCUGCCCUCUCUGCCUCCCUCUCCUCCGUCCGUCAGUCCAUCCCUCCGCCUGGCGGAUCCGCGGCGCCUCCCACUUCGGACUCGAGUCCCAGCCGCUGGGAUCUGGAGCCCCGCGCCAUGAAGCCGGCCUCGGGCAACGAGCGCAGCAGCCCCCCGGGCCCCGCGGUCCCGCCGCCGCCCCGGGGUCACGCUCCCUCGGCUACCGCCCGCAGCCCGGGCCCGCUGAACUCCCCGGAGCGCGAACCCGCGGAGGAGCGGCAGCUGAGGAUCAGCGAGAGCGGCCAGUUCAGCGACGGGCUGGAGGACCGAGGCUUGCUAGAAAGCAGCACCCGGCUGAAGCCUCAUGAAGCCCAGAACUACAGAAAGAAGGCAUUGUGGGUGUCUUGGUUCUCCAUUAUUGUAACACUGGCCCUUGCCGUGGCUGCCUUCACUGUCUCCAUUAUGAGGUACAGCGCCUCUGCUUUUGGGUUUGCAUUUGAUGCCAUCUUGGACGUCUUGUCAUCGGCGAUUGUCCUGUGGCGUUACAGCAAUGCAGCUGCUGUACACUCUGCCCACAGAGAGUACCUAGCCUGUGUCAUCCUGGGGGUGAUAUUCCUUCUGUCAUCCAUAUGUAUAGUGGUCAAAGCCAUCCAUGACCUCUCAACCAGGCUGCUCCCAGAAGUGGAUGAUUUCCUGUUCAGCGUUUCCAUUUUAAGUGGGAUCCUUUGCAGCAUCCUGGCUGUGCUGAAGUUUAUGCUGGGGAAGGUUCUGACCAGCAGAGCACUUAUAACAGAUGGCUUUAACUCCCUCGUGGGCGGCGUGAUGGGCUUCUCCAUUCUUCUUAGUGCAGAAGUGUUCAAGCACAAUGCAGCAGUCUGGUACCUGGAUGGCAGCAUCGGGGUGUUGAUUGGCCUCACAAUAUUUGCCUAUGGGGUCAAGCUCCUCAUCGACAUGGUGCCAAGGGUGAGGCAGACGCGUCACUACGAGACAUUCGAGUGAAGGUGGCUGGGGCCGGCAUGGGCCCCAUCUGCAUGAAGACUGUCAAGGUGACCAGAGGUUUCCAUGCCGGCGGACAGUGCCAACACUCAACUGAACAUGGUUUGUCUGUUUAUUGGAAGUUUUCUUUCAUACAGUUCGUCCUCACAAGCCAAGAUCUGCUCAGCGGGUGGAUGUGCCUCACACGCUCACACCAUGGCUGUCACACACAUUAGGACUGUGUUCAGAGGAGGGGACCCGCUUCCCCAUCCGGAGCCGGAACUGAUGUUUUCGAUAUUCUGGAGUAAGACAGUUCUUGUGGGUAGGGUAAGAGCCCAUCCGUGGUUCUCUAAGCCUGAAACAGACAGUGACUGACCAGGUCCACCUCCUCGGUAGUGUGUGUAGCCCCAGCCACCACCUGGUUCGAGAGUCGCUCCUGGCAGAUUUUAAGGAAGACCGUGCCCUUUUGUCCCACAUCCCUGUAAAAACCCCAAACCAUCAGUAUAUCCUCCUUGAUUUCUAUCAGUGUACUUCAUUAGUUUCAUACUGUUUUACUAAUUCUAAACCUAAACAGAUUUGUUCAAAAGGAGGCCAUUCUAUUUUUUAAAGUACUUAGUGAUACACAUACGAGCUUUGCAUGGACAAGCUAAAUAAGCACAUAACCCUUUCUCAUAUGUUCAGGACCUGCACAUCCAUGUAAAAACAGGAUCCAUUUUUGAAAGAUGUGAAACUAGUUUAUUUGUAAUAAAUAAUGAUAUAAUCCGUAUAUGCAUAUAUCUAUAUGCUGUGUUAAGUGGUAAUGGUACAGUACAGUGUGUGAGAUGGUUUACUCCUCUGUAAGGAAUGAGACAUUCUCAGUUGAUGUAACGUUAGGUGUAGAUUCCGUACCUGUCCCCUUCCCUGGAAUGUUCUGUACCUCUCACAGUACUGCCUGUCCAGGCAGCAGUGUCUGGACAAUAAAGACCUUUACCUGUUUUGUAUGGUA